CUGGGCAUGGUCAUGGUCAUUGGGCCCCUCCCUCCUACGCUUCCGCAGUAACCUCUGAUGGCUUGCGCGUGUCUUAUGAUGGAGGCUUGACGAUGACAUUCAGUAUAAACCUAUACCUUAUUUGAACGACUAUCCGUGACGACCAUGGGCUGUAGCUACUAAGGGAGAAGCUCACCUCACCUGGAGCUACCUACCUACCUAGCUAGGUGCAGUACUUACUAUAGUACCUACUAUGGACGACUACGACAAUGAGGACAAUGCGGGAAUGCCCAGAACUCACAGCGGUCAACGUGGACGUGUUUCGGUGCAAUCCAGGCCUUGGCGUUUCUCGGCACCCACCCGUGAUAAGAUUUCGCCAAGCCUUCAAAGGCCUCAGAAGGGGGAACACCAACGCUACUGUGCCCGUCUUCUCGCUGGUGCUGCUCGGCAGGCAUGCUAUGGACUUGUCUGCUGUCUGCUUUGCUUUGCUUGGCUGGUUCUUGUCGUUUCUUGGGUACGAACCUUUCCUUUCCUUUUAUUCAUUUGUCACCAUUUCUUGUCUUGCUCGUCUGUGUUAUAUAUCUAUCCCCAUCGGUUCGCUCCUCUGUAAUAUCUACGCCCGGAUGGCCUUCGACAUUGCUACAGACGCUGUCCUCAAUAUUCUUCACGCGCGUCUUCUUGUCUGCAGCUGAGAUAUAGCCAAGUCUGCCUGAAACCCCACACUGCAGAUUGCCUGCCCAGCGAAUCUUUCACGCGCCCUUACUAUCCAACGAGAACGCAAACUAUUGGUCGCAUUGCCGGAUGGACAAGUGUGACGAUCGUCAUUGAUACGCCGAGUUGACGGCAAGCAGAGCACUCGUGGUGCGGCUUGUAGUCGGAUCGGCCUGGCAUAUAAGCUUAAAGUUGUUUGCAAUUAACUGCAACUCCUUGCGGUCACCAAAACUAUGUCUUCUUCGAUCGAGGAUGAUGAGUCCACAUCAUCUGGGUUAUCGUCAAUAGCUUCCGCCGAGCCAUCAUCAACCAUCUCUCUAUCCGACCCAACGCCUGCUCCGACAACACUUGUGAUCGCUCCUAAGCCUACCAAUGAAGACGACCUAGACGAUGACGGGAUAUUUCCACCGAUGACCACACCUUGGACCGGGCCUGUUGAUUGCACAUGGACUUUUGAUGCAAACAAGGUACCAAGGUCGGGUUCUGAUGGCCUCGCAGCAAUGCUUGAUUUGCAGCCAAUUGCUGGAGCGAGGUCAUUGUCUUGCUAUCCCGAUGCCAUGUUCGAUAAAGGCCUUACAGGGGUUUACAGCCCAGGCACAUGCCCUCAUGGAUGGACCACCGUAUCAUUGCGCGUUGAUACUAGUGAGAAUCGGGACGAUGAGACAACAACAGCUAUCUGCUGCUCAUCGGAAUACACUCUGGAUGGCAAUUUGUGUAAACGUUCGAUCUCAUCCGUGUUGGCUGUUCCUUACACGUACAACCAGACAGCUCAGACUUAUGAUGCUGUGUCAGACACACCAACGACUUUGUAUGGUGCAACAAUUGCUGUUUAUACCAUAAGGGCCCUGUUCAAAGAUAGCGACAAAGAUGCACUUGGACUCAAGGAUGAGGACGAUAUCCCAGGUACCGAGCAUCAUGGCCGAUCCUUGUCCCUGGGCGCGCGCAUCGGUAUUGGUGUUGGUGUAGCGGUUUUCGUUCUGCUUGCUAUAGGAGCACUUGCCUUUUGGCUCAUUCGAAGAGAGCGAAAGAAGACGGAAAAGAGACGAGCACACGAGCUCGGUGCGGUGGGAAGCAUGCGCCACACCUCGCCAGGAUCAGGAGAUAAUUUCUACGCCGCUGCGGACGCCAACCAUCGACGUGACAGGAGUCGCCAGACCGCAGAGCCACCGCCAGCUUACGAGGCUGCUACGGACUCAAACAGCAUGACCGAAAACGAUAGUCAGCUAAGCGAGGAUACGGCGACACGGGACGAGGAGAUCAGGGCGUUGCAAGUCCAGAAAGAGGCGAUUCAACGCCGUAUAGAAGAGCUGGAGCGUUCUGAGACGCAGUCACAAGAAGACAACCGGCGAGGUUAAGACUAGAAUCAGGUGCGAAUGAUCAAAUUCUGGAAGCGAGAAGAGAGCGAGGGAUCAUGACUUGGACGGGAAACGGCCUACACACCUAUGAUACCACUUUGCGCGGCCGUAGCAUGUUGCUAUGGGCUAUUUUGCUUUUUAACUACAUACACUCAUCUUUUAGGAGAAAAUAUCCGAAAGUCUUUUGGAGUACGGCGGUUGGGUGGGAAAACAUCAUUAAAACCCAUACAGUUUAAUAUCAAAGUUUCAAAUUCUUGACUCACCAAUGCUUAUAAUAGAAGUUUCCUUCCCCUUCGUUGUGAAUUGCAAUGGAGUCAGGUGUUGAUGCAGACAACCAUGUAACAAGAGUC
Fusarium verticillioides 7600 is the source of this 2395-nucleotide messenger RNA. RefSeq lists its product as hypothetical. The record is from RefSeq and is a predicted model, not a curated record. The coding region runs from base 924 to 2045 and encodes 373 amino acids. NCBI's taxonomy places the organism in Eukaryota, Fungi, Ascomycota, Sordariomycetes, Hypocreales, Nectriaceae. The transcript is spliced from 2 exons.